GUAUUAACAUGCACACGCAAAAACACAACAUAAGUCACGGAAAAGCAAAUGAUGCCAAAAUAAGGAAUCCACAAACAGUUUUGGUGGAGUUCAGCGUGGUCGGUGUACUGGGCCCGUGCAGGAGGAUGUGCGCAGAUUUACAAACAGUAGGAACAACAAUGGAAAAGUUGUGUUUGUGAGGAGGUUGGCUGGGGAGGUUUUUGGCCAAACCCCCCCCCCCAGUUUCGCCUUUCUUUCUUGCACGGAUGCGGUUUCGGCAUUCGAUCAAAUAUGUAAGUUUUUGAUCAAGAGGUCUGCCCUCACCUUUUUUCCCCCACUGCCUAGUCGUUUUUAUACACCAAGGAGCAGCUUGGUGUUUUACAAACAGCUUAAAUGAAAAAGUGGUUGUUGUUUGGGGUUGGUUGAACUGUAAGAAGAGGGGAGAGAAGAAGAAUGGAGCAACAACUAGGAAAGGAGCUUUGAAGUGUAACAAAGAAAGACAUGAACAAUGGCUGAAAGAAAAAAGAAGAAUGCGGCCGGGUAUCGCAGCGUCUCUUUCAAAAAGUUGGGCUGCAGUAGGAGUGAGCAGCAGCAACAGAAACCAGAGGGUUCGGAGUCUGUCGGCGUCGCCCUCCCCCCGGAGCCCAGCCGAGCAGAACAGUCCUGGGCGACGCGUAAUGUCAGUGUGUCAAGAAAAGUUUCCAAAAUCUCCGCCACCGCAACCGCAGAGCCAAAGAGAGGCUCCUCCGCUCUUCCCUCCUCUAUUUCUCCAUCCAUCCGCCAGCUCACGGAGAAGUUCAACAGCAGCAGCAAGAGGAGCGGCGGACCCACCAGGACGCAACAAGCCUCGCCGGGAGCCGGUGCAGCGGGGAGCAGCACUCUAACCCGGACCCGAGUCGACAGGAUAGACGGAUCUCCAACUCGUAAAUCUUUCCACGAAGACAGCGGUGAGGGGAGUUUCUUGGAGAGCGAUCCAACCACUGCAGAAUCUCUCUCGGACAGUAAAUCGCUGAAGUUUCACUCUGGCACCGAUUCUGUAUCGGGUUCAGAUUCGGAGAAGUGGAUUUUUAGGCGUUUCUCAGCUGAGAGCAACAAGUCUGGUAAGAGAGAUUAUUCUCAGAUCUCUGCCGCCGAUCUUAGAAAGAGUUUGACUACAGAUGAGGAAGAGGAUGUUGGUAGUAAAGAGGCUUCACUACCUUGCAAACCCCACAGAAGCUAUCGCCACAUCCCCACGCAUUCUGAAAGGUGGCCCAGUGUCACCAAAAUCAGACAACUUUUCGAUGAGAAAGCUUCGCAACCACUCAAAACUGACACAUGUGAGAGCUUAAAGGCAGCUGGCAGAGGCUAUUUACAUGACCCCAGCUGCAUUGAAAGUGACAAUCAGUCAGUAUGCAUUUCUGUUUUUGAUAAAUUCGUAUCUGGAGAAGAAAACAGGGAAACUAGCUCUGCUAAAGACACUUCUUGUUAUUGUGUGGACAUUUAUUUCAAAACUGAACAUCCUUAUCCGUCAAAUGACGAAGAAGGAGAUAUAGAAAAUUCUGAAUUAUCUUCCAGAAGUCAUUUUCACACUGAGUGUAAUUAUCACAGGAGUAAUUCAUCUACAUGCAGAUCUCAUAGUACCAGUGCUGAGGCAGAAGCUACCUGUAAGUUCCCCAGAAAAACUGGAUCAACACCUGACUCUAAACCCGACCUUCAACCCUGUGCUGCUCCGUCUUCGAGGCGAUCAGUGGGCUUAGACACCUCCUCCUGCUGCUCCUCUCUACAGCAGCCGACAGAGAGGGAGAGAAGGGAUAUACAGGGGGUCGGGGUGCCCAGGGAUAGUUUACAUUCCUCACAUAGCUCUUCUAGAGCACCAGCCCCCACCACCUCCUCCAUCUCCUCUGCUCCAGCUCCAGAUAAAGCCAUUACCUCCUAUUCCUCUACUAUAGCUCCCCCCUCUGAGCCAGGAGCCCCUACAAAAGUUAGUUCUCCUCUCAGCUUCCAUUGGAAGUUAAGCUCUGGAGACGAAGAAGAGGUGCACAGCAGGAGAAAGAGAGGAGGGGCUUGGGGUUAUCCCUCAUGUCCUGCUUCCUCUGUCACUUGUAGGGGAGGGGAAAGGAGUACCACUGAGAGAGGGGGCAGCUAUUUAUCCCGCAAUAAAAAUGGUCGUUGGGGUGCAAAGGUCAUUGGCAGGUCCUCAGGCAGCGAGGAGGACAGCCCUGCUUCUAUAGGCACCCACUGUAGAGAAGCAGUGCGCCGUCGCUCUCUAAGAAAAAAGAAGAAGAUCAGCGGGGCUGCUCUAGCAGCAGGCCGUGAUGAUUACAAUGAUCAGUAUGGUGAAUCAGAAGACAGUGACAGUGAUCCAGCCCUGACCAUGGAUCACACAGAGAGGCAGCAGCAAAACACUGGAGAAGUUACAGGGAUGAUACAUCGGAGCCACUCAGCACGAGACCCUGGUGGUUGUAGCAAUAAAGCCAGGGUGCAGCACUGGGAACGCCUUUCCUCGCCUACUAUGUCCACCACACUUCCUGCUGUAUCACGAGUGUCAAAGGUGAAGAUACCCCCUUUUGUUUCUAGUCCUGGUGAUUCAUGCUGCAGUAGCAGAUACUCCAGUACUGAGACUCUAAAAGAAGAGGACCAGGGGAAUGAUGGCAGCUGUGGAGAUAACAUGCUCUUUAACACCAGUGGAUCAGAAGGCAAAACAAGUAGAACUGCUUCGUCGUCUGUGUUGAGUAAAACUUACCAUGGGAAUUUCACCAUGUACCGGUCCCCUAGCUUUGGACAUGGAGACAACUUCUCCCGGGCACCUGUCCGAGUGCGUCCCAAAAUCUUGCCGACAGUAACCUUUAUACCAAGUGUAACACCCAGAGAAAGUGGAGGAUCUUCAGGAGUAAGAGGUCUUGACACUGUUGUACUAAGGAAAACAACAGGGAGAGAGGUUGCAAAUAAGGCUAACAAAAUUUCUAUGUCCAACCCUGAUAUUGCAUCAGAAACUAUGACUCUCUUAAACUCACUGAAAAAUGAUGUGCCAAAACUCAAAGUGCGAAGACCAAGUGGAGGGGACCGAAACAGGGCUGGGGAAUGUUCAUCGGAGUACUGCAGGGACUUGGGCCUUCUAAGUGGGACCAUCUUACCUUCCGGUCACCGCCCUUCUCUGAAAGACCUCACAGCCACUCUAAGGCGAACGAAAUCAUUCACCUAUUCGGACAAACUUACAACAGGUGCAAGAUCUUAUUUGUCAGGUGGUACAACAAAGAGGAGUUCCUCUGAGCAGCAGCUUGACUUGGAUGAAGAGAAGACUGAGGGUAGGGUGGUGGUGUCAGACAGAGAAGUAGAAAGUGAUGGUGGAGAUUUUCGAUUUGGGCAAAAUCUUAGGACUUAUGGACUAAAGGAUGAGGAUGAUGAUGGAGAAGUGAUGCCAACUCCACUAGAGGAGAGAUGUGUGCAGGAAGCCAGGCAGGUCAUCCAAGAUAUCUGCCAAAUGUGCAGUAGGGAUGAUGAUGAUGAUGAUGAUUUAGCUUUAAUGUCAUCUGAUAGUAUUUUGGGGAAUGAAGGUUUACAGGUCAAGCAAACAGAUGAAGGGAAAGAAGAGACAGGAGGUGUUAAAGAUCAGAUGAGCACAGCUCAAGAGUCUGAGAACACAAAAGACAAAGAUAAACAUGAGCAGGAGAGAGAGAGCAAGGAGAGAGAGAGAAGUGAACAAAGUAUGCAGCUGGAGAAACUAAACAGUAGGGGUACAGACUGCUGGAAGAAGUCCAAUAGACAGACCAGAGAGAUUGAAAAAGCAUUACUGAAGGGCGACUCGGAGGAAAGUAUGCUCUAUAACCGCUCCAUGGAUGAGCUUUCAGGCCAUGACUCCAGCUUAACGGAUGAGGGGAUUGUGACAGAGCCUGAAUCGGGUCCCACUGACCUCUCAGAGAGAUCUUUCCUGGGAUCAGCUGGGGUUAAUUUAGGGUCAAGAGUAGCAAAAGAUGUUCUAGGGCAGCCACUGACUGGAUGGAAGCAGUCGGCUCUUCAUGAGAUGAAAAGCUUCAAACAGGAGGAAAAAACAAUGCCAGAGAGCAGCUUGAACUGUACAAUCCAUCUAAAUGAAACUCGUUUUCCGCAGUCUUUGACCUAUCCAGUAUGUACGGCUCAGACUGACAACCAUAUUGUGGAUAUGGGUGCUACUACUUUUAUGAACAAACUUAACUCUGAGGGAAUCAACACCAGCAGUGCAGUGUCAACAGAGUUAACAUCAGCUGCAGCAUCAGGAGAAGGAGGAUUUGAAUCUCCUGCAACCCCAAGUGCAGUCCGCCGAAGGCGCAAAUUCUCUCCGUCUGGUAACAACAACACAGGGUCCGAUUCCAGUAAUGGAAAUCAUGCAGAUUCAACAACAGCAGCUGUAGGAAAUGGUGAGUCCACUGUCUAUCGCUCUCUUAGUGACCCCAUGCCUCAGCGGUGUUGUUCUCUAGCGGAAAAAGGAAGCAACAAUUUUUCUUCAGUCGACAGCAACCUUUUGGGUUCCCUGUCUGUCAAGGGGGGUGCUUCUCCUGAAGCCUCUGUUGCAUCUACUCUGUCAGAAUACAUAGGCAGCGUGGCAAGUGAUUUGUCUGUUUACAGUGAUGGCGGUUCACGUGAUGACUGUAUUCAGGAUUACAGCAGGGUCAUCAGGAACAUUGUAGCUGAACCAGGUGCAAUGGACAGGUUGAUCACAGAUGAUCAUGGCAAUGGCAAGGCCCCCAAGAAGAAGUCUUUUAGUGACCCCAGUCGCCGUAGUGAGGCCCCUCCAGUGUCCCAAACUGACCCUCAAACUGGCAGCACACAUCAGGUCAGUGAGUUGGAUCAAUCUGGACAGAUUCCACCUUCUAGCAGUGAACCAAUCCUAAGUGAGCAGAGAGAGGAACUUUGGGAUUCAGAGGUUAACUGCACACAACCGCUUCAGGCCAAGAUUGCUGCCUCCCAGUCAGAAUGCAGUGCUGUUUCUGAUAACCCUGAUGACGACGAUGAUUCAAUAGACCAUGAUCAAAAGGAGAAGUUUAACUUAGAUCUCAAGCUUGCUGAGGUUCUGUCUCCUAGAACAACACGUCGGCUGGCUAAAAAACGUCCCAGCAAGUUACAAUCUUUUCCUGACAAUGUCCAAUUUCAUCCCAUUGAAAUGGGUUCAGAUGACCAGGAGGAGCACAGCAACCAAAGUAAGCUAAUAUCGUCUCUUCCUGCAUCACCACUGAAAUCCAAAUCCAAAACUAAACCCAAGCACAUUCGCAACACCAGUGAACCCGCCUUCAUUCCCAUCUCCCUACCUGCACAGCUCCAACCCCUGAAAGAAGUGAACUUCCAAGCAGUGCCUCCAGAAGAUGAGGUCCCAUCUUUGGAGGAUGUUUCACAGAAAUACAAUCUUGAGGACAUUGAGGCCAGACCUGCUUUUGUAGCAAGUAAUGGAUCUCAAGGAUUAAUUCCUAGUGCAGAAGGCUCAGGUGUGACCAGUAACAUUGGACUUACAGACGCUGGACCUCAGAAGAUUGGCACAGAGGACACGUUAUCUGCUUCUGCUCCACAGAAGACCAAACCCAAAGUGGACAUGAGAAAGCAUGUAAUGAUGACCCUCCUGGAUACAGAGCAGUCAUAUGUUGAGUCUCUACGCACUCUUAUUCAGGGCUACAUGCGUCCUCUGAAACAACCAGACGGCAGCUCCAUUGUGGACCCCCUGCUGGUGGACGAGAUGUUUUAUCAGAUCCCAGAGAUCCUGGAGCAUCACGAACAGUUCUUGGAGCAGGUUGCAGGCUGUGUUAGCCAAUGGCACGACAGGCAGACGGUUGGACACCUCCUCAUCCAUUCAUUCUCCAAAGAUGCUCUCGCUGAUAUGUACUCAGCAUACAUUGACAAUUUUCUCAAUGCUAAAGAUGCAGUUAGGAUUGCAAAGGAGGCCAAACCAGCAUUUCACAAGUUUCUAGAGCAAAACAUGCGUGAGAACAAGGAGAAGCAGGCUCUGGGCGACCUGAUGAUCAAGCCGGUGCAGAGGAUUCCUCGAUACGAGCUGCUGGUUAAGGACUUGUUGAAACACACGCCGGAGGAUCAUCCAGAUCAUCAGUUUCUGCUGGACGCGCAGAAGAACAUCAAACGACUGGCGGAGAAAAUCAACAAGGGCCGUCGCUCCGCUGAGGAGGCGGAGAGGGAGGCCAGGGUUAUCCAGGAGAUCGAGGCUCACAUAGAGGGAGUUGAACAUAUUCUAAAUCCACAGAGGAAAUUCUUGAGGCAGGAAAUCGUCAUGGAGGCGAAGACUGUAGGGGGUAAGAAAGACCGAUCCCUCUUCCUCUUCAGCGAUCUGAUCAUCUGCACUACUCUCAAGAGGAAGUCUGGCUCAUUGAGGCGCAGCUCCAUGAGCCUAUACUCUGCUGCCAGUGUGAUAGAUACCUCCAGCAAAUACAAGUUUUUGUGGAAGCUUCCUUUAGAGGACGUGGAGGUGGUGAAAAGUUCUUCUCAGGCAACCAACAAAGAGAGCAUCCAGAAGAUGAUUUCCCGUUUAGAUGAGGAUCUCAGCACUUUGGGUCAGAUCAGCAAACUAUCAGAGACCCUUAGCUUCCCACAUCAGUCUCUAGAUGAGGUGAUAAAAGAUCUGAUGGCAUCAGUUCACAAAGAGCUCUCAGAGAAACAGUCUUUGGCCUUCAGCAUGACUUUCUUGCCCACAAAACUGGAGUUCACAACAGCCUCCGCUGAGAGCACCUUCGUCUUUGAGUUCAGCUCGCCCGACGCUCGAUCCAGCUUUGAACAGGCCUUUGAGGAUGCCAAGAAGAAGUUGGCCAUGAACAAGGACCAGUGGGACCCAGAAUUCCUGAAGGCAAUCCCUAUUAUGAAGACCCGCAGUGGGAUGCAGUUUUCAUGUGCCUCGCCCAGCCACAGCUGUCCUGACAGUGGCUGUGAGGUUUGGGUGUGUAACAGUGAUGGAUAUGUAGGCCAGGUUUGCUUGUUGAACAUCAAAGAUGAGCCCACGGUGGAGGCCUGCAUCGCCGUCUGCUCGGCCAGGAUCAUUUGUAUUGCUGCGGUUCCAGGACUCAAAGGAAGGGAUCGCGUGUCAGAACCUGCUCCGACCUCCGGGCCUCCCACUCAUCCACAGCAGCAGCUCGACAUCUCCAUCUCACCUACGACCUUGGAGCUAACAGAGCAGCCUACAGGACCAGGGGCGGAGCUUGUGCCCUUUGACAGCGAUGACUCAGAUGAUGAAGAUUCACCUAGUCCUUCUUCAACUUUGCAGAGUCAGGCCAGUCACUCCACCAUAUCGUCAAGCUAUGGCAACGACGAGGGUCUGAGCGCCAAAGACAUGGCCACAGAGACCACCAGCAGCGAGGAGGAGCAGGAGUUUCCUGUCCCGAGCUCCUAUGGUGCUCCUGGGAUGCUAGGAGUAGGCGGAGGGAGUCGCGCCCACACAGAGAGUCCUAUGGAUGGCCGGGCCAUGCGCCGGUCCUCCAGGGGGUCAUUCACCCGAGCGAGUCUGGAGGAUCUGCUGAGUAUUGACCCGGAGGCGUAUCAGAGCUCUGUGUGGCUGGGCACAGAAGAUGGAUGCAUACACGUUUACCAGUCCUCAGACAACAUUCGAAACCGUAAAAACAGCAUGAAGAUGCAGCACUCGGCCUCCAUCCUCUGUAUAUUGUACUUUGACAACAAAGUGUUUGUAUCAUUAGCAAAUGGAGAGGUUAUCGUCUAUCAGAGAGAAGCAGGUAGUUUCUGGGAUCCUCAGUCUUCCCAGAUGUUAGUUCUUGGCACGCCUAGUAGUCCAGUUACCAAAAUGGUUCCUGUUGGCAGGAAACUGUGGUGUGGCUCACAAAACAGAGUCCUUAUCAUCAACACUACUACACUGGUACAGGAGCACUGGUUCCAGGUCGGCACUGACAGCAAUCGCUGUGUUACAUGCAUGGUGGCUUAUGGUCAGGGUGUGUGGCUGGCGCUGCAGGGCAGUGCACAGGUCAGGCUGUAUCAUGCAGAGACCUGGGAGAGCCUGACGGAGGUGGAUGUGGCACCGGCUGUGCACAAAAUGCUUGCAGGUGCAGAUGCAAUCAUUAGACAGCACAAAGCUGCCUGCCUCAGGAUCACAGCCUUGUUGGCCUGCAAGGAUCUGCUGUGGAUCGGCACCAGUGCAGGAGUGGUCCUUACACUGGUGAUCCCAACAGUGAGCACAGGAACUGGUGCCGGGGCUCUUAAGUCACCUCUGGUUCCAAUCGGAUCGGCUCAUGGGCACACAGGGCAUGUUCGGUUUCUGACUUCAAUUGAGCUACCAGAAGGAUUUGACAUGAACUUCCCUCCAACAACAACAGACUCCACAGGCAAUCAGCCUCCGAGCAGCAGCGUAGACGAUGAGAGCCUACAGAGGCGAGACUCCGCACACCGCAGAACCUCCACACACAUCCCAGUGAAGACCAAUCAUCUUGUCAUUUCUGGCGGAGAUGGCUAUGAGGACUUUAGGCUGACCAACAGCAGCGAAACCAUUGGUCGAGAUGACAGCACCAAUCACCUAUUGCUCUGGAGAGUCUGAGACAAUCAAACACCCAGUCUGACCAAUCUCCCUCCAGCACAUUCAGGCGUUGAUUUUUUGCUCAGUCCAUCCAGUGCUAUGACACGAUUCCGAGCUCCCUCCUGGAUUUAUGAAUGAAUACUACUACAUCAAACACUCAGCUUUUGUUGUGUUCCUGGUGAUGUGUGCAUUUUUGCUUAUUUUUUUUUAACGAGAUAAGAAAAUUGAAGAGCCAAAAAUAAACUUGCACAGAUGGACUUAUUUUCAAACUGAGGACAAAUAAAGAACUUCCACAGGCGGAUCUGGAUUCUUCAGGGUGUCAGUGCACAAAAUAGGAGGAUUGAGUCAUGUGAUGUAAUUAAUGAGGAAUUGCAUUUUCUUUGAAAUUUUGUCUUUUUGAACUUGAAAUACUUCAGUCCAUCGUUUCAUCCACAGAUGAAGAUCAGCUGUAACAAUGUAAAUUAAAUGUAACAUAGCUCAGAAUGGUAGUUUGAAAUUCUUAUUUUAUUUUAGUCAUAUUUUUUCAGCUGAAAUGUAAUGCUAGCCUUAAUAUCAGAUGUAUUGUCAGAUUUUUCUGAUUCCAGUCAGGUGGUGAUUAUCCUUUUUCACAAUGGCCAGUCAUAGUUGUGGAACUGCCAGUGUCAUCUUUCUCCAGUAGAGGGAGCAUUACGGUGAAACAUUGCACACAUAUAAUGGACAGCCUUAUAAAACAAUAAAAAAAGAACAUGAUUUUUGCAGAAAAUCACAUUUUGUUGGCUCAGUCAGUUUUACUUUUGCUGUCAGUUUAAGCUUAAAUUGUGUCUCACUGGGAACUGAAAUAUAAGUGCGUUCCUCUUUAACACAGUCAUGCCAAAGCCUUGUAUACGUUAAAGAUCUUUUUUUGCCAUGAAAAGUCAGUUGAAGUUCUGUCAUGUCUGGACAGAGCCUCUUCAUUGAUGACGCUAAGCUGCGGAUGCAGAAAUAGUUGUGUACAGUAUUUAUGCUUUUAAUUUUAGCGCCUUCUUUAACAGCACUUAAUUUAUAGAAGAUGUAGCCUUCACUUUUUCUGUUGGAAAUGAUGAAUACAGAGGCUCUGACUUGAUUGUUAAAGUGAAUUAAAACAAGUAGUUUAGCUCCAUUCCCUCAUGGUCACAACAGUUCAUAGUGCAGGGUUUGGACUAGACCAAAAAUGAUGCUUUUCGCUGUAGGAUAAAUGUCCCACAAGGUUUCGCCUUGUAUAAUAUCAGAAAGCAGCUUUUGGACUGCUUGAGCACAGUCACCCUGAUGCCUGUAUGUGUGCCAAAUAUGCUUCAUAGUUCAGAUCCAUUUCUUGCACAGGGGUUUUUCUAUCUUACAAAAACCCCAUAUCCUUUCACACCUGGUAUUUACAAACAAGAUAGUAUGUCAGUAGGACAAAUGCUUAGUGCCUACGCAUUUCUUCAGGAGGCUUAAAGGUUAAGGCCAUUACACACAAGUAAAUGUCACCUGUCCUUGACUUCUUGUCCUUGCACACGCUCUCAUAGGUGUUAGCCUCGGGCUUUGGGGGUUAAGUGGUGAUUGUCUUUGAUCCCUCAAAGCCUUGAAAACCUCAUUGCACUUUAUCAACCAUCUGGGCUCUUCACCUCAAGAAUCUCACUUCCAAAUACAUCCACAUUAAGCUCUUUCUCCCUGUGAAAUAACUAAGAGAAUCAGUUUAGCUGCUAACUAGCUUAUGAGCAUCUGUUAGCGUAGAUGUGGAUUAAUUUCCUCAAGUGCAUUUAUUUAGGUAAAAUGAAUAAAAGGAGAUGCCUUUUUUUCUGUUUUCUGCCCACUUUGUUGGUUUAUGAAUUGGGCUAAGCUAUGCUUACUACCCACAUAGUUGUCUUCAAUUUUACCGCUAACCUUUUUUUUCCCACCCCGAGCACAGACGAUUACUUUCAAGAAGAAUCCAUAAAGCAUUCCUAAUUGUUGAUGUAAGGUAAAUGUUUUUUUAAACUGCAUGAUCAAUCAAAACGUUGACUUUUGUGUUUUCUGUAUGUAAAAUAUAUACAUUUAUGCUGGCUAUAGGAGGUACACAUACUGAUCUUUUCAAUGAACUCCACAAACAGGGUGGAGCUUGGUAGCAGAAAAGCACUCCAAGGUGGUAGCCUAUUGUGUUUUCAUGUCCUCUGACCAGAACUGUAGUUUUGGCUGUUUUUUUGCAUUGUGGUAGUAAUAAAUAAUUUCAGUUGAAUGUUUUUAAUAGGUUCAAAUGAAAAGAAUUCAUCAGAAGUAACACCUAUUAAUAAUUACAGAAGAAGUAGAUGGAAAUGAGUGAAACGGAUCUGCUAAGACUCCUUAUGAAACUUUAGAUCCUAAAUAUGAAGGUAUGAAUAUCAUUCUGCAUAUUACUUUAUACAUGACUAGGAGAAGGAGGCAAAUGGUAAUAAUCGGUAUCAUCCCAACUUUUCCAUAAAUCUCACUGACAUGUACGUGACUACAUGUGAACUAAGUUGUAUUGAUGUAAAUAUUGGUAUAUAUACUGCUUCAUUUCUGUAAAUAGUGCACUCACGGUCCUCAAUUGUUGAUAUAAGUCGUAUGGCAUAUUUUUAUAUGUUUCUGUGAAGUUUGUCUCUAUGUAUUCCCCCCUUUAGUCCUUUGCAUGCGCCUUCAGUCAUAAAAAAAGUUUGAACUGUCAGAAAAAAAAAAAUUGCCCCAGACUAAAGAGGUGUAAUAAACAGAUUUCUGUUUUAGUGAUGGAGUUGCAUUUAUGGCAGCUUCAAAAUGUUUGCUUUGUUGCUUAUUUCUGCAGGGGGGGAAAAAACUUACUCUUAGUUUUUGCUCUGCUGACCUUCUGUUUUCCUCUGCCCCUGGCUGACAUAUUGUCAUGGCUGCAGUCUCUCAGAGUUUCUUCCUGUAUGUAGCUGCUCUAGUUUUGUCACUUUGGGUUCCUCUGUAAAAUAAAUAAUUUCACUGGG
This is a messenger RNA of Xiphophorus hellerii (green swordtail), 11358 nucleotides long. It is a transcript of the gene arhgef17, whose product is annotated as Rho guanine nucleotide exchange factor (GEF) 17. NCBI's taxonomy places the organism in Eukaryota, Metazoa, Chordata, Actinopteri, Cyprinodontiformes, Poeciliidae. Bases 488 to 8464 code for a protein of 2658 amino acids. Gene Ontology annotation, biological process: actin cytoskeleton organization. The record is from RefSeq and is a predicted model, not a curated record. Gene Ontology annotation, molecular function: guanyl-nucleotide exchange factor activity; protein binding. The transcript is spliced from 24 exons.